AACACACACACACACACACCAAUACUGAUUGAAUUUGUGUCAGUAUGAAGUCAGCUUUCCCUUCCUUCCCCCUGCACUACAACAGCCUUCAUGUCCAGUCCCUGUAUGUGUGUGUGUGCUGCUUUCUCAAACAUUCUCCCCGCCAUUCCACAGCAAAUGAGGAACUGACCGCUGGGAUAUAGAAACAGAAAGUGCCUGGAAUAUUUUUUGGACCUGAACUCUUGAUUCAAACCUUCAAUGUAUUUGCUCCUUUCAGGUUUUAGCUACAAUUUUGUUAGAAAAACGGUAUAAUCAAACAUAAUUCAGUAUCUGCUACUAAAACAUCCAAUUCCUUUUGGAACUUUGGACAUCAGGGACUAUACUCCAAGUAUCCUUAAUCGGAUCACUGGAGCUGCGUGAAGUGCCCUCCUGCCUCAAAUGCUCCACCAUCAUCCCCAUCCCUAAGAAACCCAAACUAACAGGACUAAAUGACUACAGACUGGUGGCGCUAACAUCUGUGGUCAUGAAGUCUUUUGAAAAACUGGUGCUGGCCCACCUGAAGGACAUCACUGAACCCUCACUGGACUCUCUUCAGUUUGCAUACAAAGCAAACAGGCUGUAGAAGCCCUGUAACAUUUACAAUGGCAGAUGUCUUGCAACUCAGUACCGACAGUCUACGGGUGCCAGGUGAAGAUAAAUUAGCCUCUACAUCUCCAUCGGGUUCUCCAUCUCCUUCCAGAAACGAGUGUAGUAUCACACCUCUUACUCCCUCCCCCUCUCCGAGAACAGAAGUUAGACCACGUGUGGCACGUCCAUUUUCUGUGGUGGUCGCAAUAGAUUUUGGCACCACCUCCAGUGGCUAUGCCUUCAGUUUCAUAGAAGACCCUGAGACCAUUCAUAUGAUGAGAAGGUGGGAGGGAGGAGACCCUGGUGUAGCAAAUCAGAAAAGUCCAACCUGUCUUCUGCUGACCCCUGACCUCCGGUUUCACAGUUUUGGCUUUGCAGCUCGAGACAGUUAUCAUGACCUUGACCCAGAGGAGGCCAGACACUGGCUCUACUUUGACAAAUUCAAAAUGAAAAUCCACAGCACAAGUGAUCUCACUAUGGAGACUGAGCUGAAGUCUGUUAGUGGAAGGAGAGUGCAGGCCAUUGAGGUGUUUGCUCAUGCCUUGAGGUUCUUCCGAGAACAUGCUUUAAAGGAGGUGAAGGACCAGUCCUCCUCUGUGUUGGAAGGUAACGAAGUACGGUGGGUCAUCACUGUUCCUGCUGUGUGGAGGCAGCCAGCCAAACAGUUCAUGCGUGAAGCUGCAUAUCUGGCAGGCUUAGUUCCUCCAGAUUGUCCUGAGCAGCUUCUUAUAGCUCUUGAACCAGAGGCUGCAUCAAUCUACUGCAGGAAGCUGCGACUUCACCAGAUCACUGACCUAAGCCAACGUCCAGUAACUAAUGGUUUUGAUGUAGACGGGUCCCAUCCCUUUGAUUCCAGUUUUAGACAAGCCCGUGAGCAGCUCCGCAGAGCCAGACAUAGCCGAACUUUUCUGGUGGAGAGUGGUACUGGAGAAUUGUGGUCUGAGAUGCAGACAGGUGACCGGUACAUUGUAGCUGACUGUGGAGGUGGGACUGUGGAUUUGACGGUGCAUCAGAUUGAGCAGACACAGGGCACUCUGAAAGAGCUUUACAAAGCCUCAGGGGGUCCUUAUGGUGCAGUUGGUGUGGAUCUUGCCUUUGAGACAAUGUUGUGCCAAAUCUUUGGGACAGACUUCAUCGACAGUUUUAAAGCUAAACGUCCAGCUGCUUGGGUAGAUCUCACUAUUGCAUUUGAAGCCCGCAAGCGUACAGCAGCUCCUGGCAGCGCCAACACUUUUAACAUCUCACUGCCCUUCUCCUUCAUUGACUUCUACAAGCAACACCGGGGCCAGAGUGUGGAAACUGCCCUGCGCAAGAGCAAUAUGAAUUUUAUAAAGUGGUCAUCUCAAGGGAUGCUGAGACUCUCUAUGGAGGCCACGAACGACCUUUUUCAGCCGACCAUCAACGAUAUCAUAAAACAUAUUGAGAACCUGAUGCAGAAGGAAGAAGUUAAGGGUGUCCGUUUUCUCUUCUUGGUUGGAGGAUUUGCAGAGUCACCCAUGCUUCAACGGGCAAUCCAGAAUACACUUGGGCGAAACUGCCGUAUAAUAAUUCCACAUGAUGUAGGUCUAACCAUCUUGAAGGGUGCAGUCCUUUUUGGUCUAGACCCCACUGUUGUCAGAGUACGCCGUUGUCCGUUAAUUUAUGGCGUUGGGGUUUUGAACCGCUUUGUGGAAGGAAGACACCCUCAUGAUAAGCUACUCAUCAAGGAUGGAAGAGAAUGGUGCACUGACAUCCUGGACCGCUUUGUAAGUGUUGAUCAAUCUGUGGCCUUGGGUGAGGUUGUGAGGCGGAGCUACACUCCCGCAAGGAUGGGUCAAAGGAAGAUCAUCAUCAACAUCUACUGCAGCGACACUGAUGACAUAACCUAUAUUACCGACCCUGGGGUGAGGAAGUGUGGUGCCAUCACGCUAGAUCUGCUCGAGUUAGGGGAAGCUUCCGGUAGCACUGGUGAUAACAAUAAAGGAUCAGCAUUUGAACGCAGGGAGAUUCGCACUACCAUGCAGUUUGGUGACACUGAGAUCAAAGUCACAGCUGUUGAUGUGGCAACUGGCCGACAAGUGCGGGCAUCAAUUGACUUCUUGUCCAACUAAUUCUAUUGUGGAAUGCGAGGGGUUUACCCCAUACAAUCUCAUCGAUUAUAAUAGAAAUAAUAGCUUUGAGGUCACCUAAGGCCGAUGGUAAAACUGAAGUACUGAAGGAUAAUCUGAAAUGUUACUGGAUUAACUUUCUUAAUGCAACACACCAACUAUGAGCGUACAGUAGACUUUUAAGCGUACAGUAGACUUUGGCAUCUAAAUUGUCAGUGAAACAAACAUCAAAUGUGUCCUAAAAACUAUUUUAAACACCCAUUCUUUUCUUAGGACAAUUUUGAAUAACUUUUUAAUAUGCUAGACUGUUCUGAGUAGAUUAUAUAUAUAUAUAUAUAUAUAUAUAUACCUGAGUUUUUUGCCACUAUUUCUGUAAAUAGAUUUCCUAUUGAUUUAAUUCAGAGGAACUACUAACAAUUAUGUUAUUGCCCGUGGUGAUAUCAACAAAACACUCAAACAGACACCUAGUAUUUAAAUAGUUUUAUAAAAUAGUCAUUUAUUUUUGUAAGCAUAAAUUGUAUAACACAAUACAAAGUACUUUUCAAGUCAAAUGUUUUAAUAAAUUGUUGCACCACCUAGAGGUAAAAAGUGGAACUGAUCAUUUAGAAUGAAGGACAUUGGUUAAAUGUGAAACGCAGUUUCAAAUCAUUUUCCAAUUUCCUGCAUAGGUACAAAACAGCUACAUAAUUGCCAAUUUUUAAUGUAAACUUAUAGCCUGCCUAGUGGUAUACUUGCACCAAAGAAACUUUUUGUUUGUUAAAACAAAGUACAAGCUUAUGAACACUACCUCUCAAUGCUUCACCAACAUUUGUCAUAUUAGUCUUUUAUAACGAAGCAAUGUUGGCUUUUCAUCAUUCUAGGAGGUAAGAAUAUUGAAAUUACUUUUUCCCAUUAUCCUGCAUUAAAGAUUAAAAAAUAUACUGUUGAGCUAGGAUAAAUGACACCAUGUUGAAGUAAAGCCCUAAAACCGUUUUGAGUUUAUUUUAUGACAUACUGUGAAAUAUUUGUGUACUACUCACAGUGCCUGCAAAUUAAAAAAACAAGUUUGUUUUCAAA
Messenger RNA from Danio aesculapii, 3749 nucleotides. RefSeq names its product heat shock protein 12B (gene hspa12b). The transcript has 14 exons. Bases 621 to 2696 code for a protein of 691 amino acids. The record is from RefSeq and is a predicted model, not a curated record. NCBI's taxonomy places the organism in Eukaryota, Metazoa, Chordata, Actinopteri, Cypriniformes, Danionidae.